ACAGCGUCGUCGCCUCCUCGCCGGGCCUAGUGCGCCUGCGCGAGUCCGCGGAGACCUUGGAGGCGCGGCUGCCAGGGACGGGGCGCUCGGACGCGAGGUUAAAGCUGAGGCGGCCGGAAAAUGCAGAGCUGGAGCCGGGUCUGCUGCGCGCUCGCCCAGAGAAGCCAUUUUAGUCGAAUCCAUCAUGGCCUACAGGGGAUUUGUGCAGUGUCGCUGAGGAGCUAUGCUGAUCUAGCUGAUGCUGACAUCACAGUUAUUGGUUCUGGGCCUGGAGGAUAUGUUGCUGCUAUCAAAGCAGCUCAACUUGGCUUUAAGACUGUUUGUGUGGAGAAAAAUGAAACUUUGGGUGGAACCUGUUUGAAUGUUGGCUGCAUUCCUUCCAAGGCUUUGCUGAACAACUCACAUCUGUAUCAUUUGGCCCAUGGAAAGGAUUUUGCUAGUAGGGGAAUUGAAAUUACAGGAAUCCACUUGAAUUUAGAGAAGAUGAUGGAGCAGAAAAGUGGUGCAGUGAAGUCCUUGACAGGUGGAAUUGCCCAUUUGUUUAAACAGAACAAGGUCGUACAUGUGCCUGGAUUUGGAAAAAUAACUGGCAAAAACCAAGUCACAGUAUCCAAAGAAGAUAGUAGCACUCAGGUUAUCAGUACAAAGAAUAUCCUCAUAGCCACGGGUUCAGAAGUUUCUCCGUUCCCUGGAAUUACGAUUGAUGAAGACACAAUUGUAUCAUCAACUGGUGCAUUAUCACUGAAACAAGUCCCUGAAAAGAUGGUUGUAAUUGGUGCAGGAGUCAUUGGUGUGGAGUUGGGUUCAGUUUGGCAGCGUCUUGGUGCAGAUGUGACAGCUGUUGAGUUCUUGGGCCAUGUUGGUGGAAUGGGUAUUGAUAUGGAGAUCUCUAAAAAUUUUCAGCGCAUCCUUCAGAAACAAGGACUCAAAUUUAAACUAAAUACCAAGGUUACUGGUGCCACCAAGAGGCCAGAUGGAAAGAUUGAUGUUUCUAUUGAAGCAGCUGCUGGUGGAAAGACAGAAGUAAUCACCUGUGAUGUAUUACUUGUUUGCAUUGGUCGACGUCCUUUUACUCAGAACCUAGGGCUGGAAGAUAUUGGAAUUGAACUUGAUAACAAGGGUAGAAUCCCAAUCAAUACCAGAUUCCAAACCAAAAUUCCAAACAUCUAUGCUAUUGGCGAUGUAGUUGCUGGGCCAAUGUUGGCUCACAAAGCUGAGGAUGAAGGCAUUAUCUGCGCUGAGGGGAUAGCUGGAGGCGCAGUUCACAUUGACUAUAACUGUGUGCCGUCAGUGAUUUACACACACCCUGAAGUUGCCUGGGUUGGCAAAUCAGAGGAACAGUUGAAAGAAGAGGGGACAGAAUACAAAAUUGGAAAGUUUCCAUUUGCUGCUAACAGCAGAGCUAAGACUAAUGCUGACACAGAUGGUUUGGUGAAGAUACUUAGUCAGAAAACAACAGACAGGAUGCUGGGCGCUCACAUUCUAGGCGCAGGUGCUGGGGAGAUGGUUAAUGAAGCUGCUCUUGCUAUGGAAUAUGGAGCAUCAUGUGAAGAUGUAGCCAGAGUUUGCCAUGCCCAUCCAACUGUCUCGGAAGCCUUCAGGGAAGCAAACCUAGCAGCAUCUUUCGGCAAAGCUAUCAACUUCUAAAAUGCAAGCACAAUCGUUUGUACAUAUAUAGCACAUUUCUUCUGAAAAUGGACUGUUGGCUUUUGCAGAAGACUGGGUCUUUGAGUAUUUCUAGAACUGAAUUAAGUGAAUUUCUUUUGUUUAAACAUCAAUUAUUUAAACACAUUUGGUUUGGAACAAGUGGAAUUAUCCAGUCGCUGUAUAUUAAUAUACUUAGAAACUUGUUUGUGCAUCAUGGGUAUUUCGGAAAACAAGCUUAAGAGUCAACGAUUAAAAAAACCCAACACGUUACUGUUGCACAGCAUAAUGAGGAACGCUGGCCACAACUCAUGGCUAAUACCGUCCUGGUAUCUGGUAUAUUCUUAUUUGAAAUACUGAUAUUCCAGUGGAAUGCUGGCACUUAAAAAUGCCACUGUCACCUGUGCACAAAGACGUUGUGGCAUUCUUUUAUGUGAAAUCUUUCACUAUAUAUUAACUCUUUUUUUCCCCCCUGAAAUGCAGAAACCAAACCUUUUGGUUACUUUGAUCUGGUAGAGUUGGGAUUACUUGGAUGGGCUAUUUACUGCAGGUGAAUUGAAGCUUAUCUUUAUUUGUAGAAAGCUAGUCUGGCAGUGUUUGUACCCUUUAUCUCCACGAAUCAUGCUUUCAUAUUGAAAACAUGUCUGUAAAAUUCUACUUUAACUUGCAAAAAAAAUCAAGCGAUUAUGAAGAAAUGAAAAUUCAGUGGAGGAAAAUUAACUGAAUGUUAUUGCCACAUAGGGUAAUUGUAUCAGUCUUCUCAUUUCUAAGGAAUUUUCAUCAUUCAGAGAUGGUUCAAAUUAUCCUGAAGUGCUUUAAAAACAUACCUUUGUGGAAGGCUAA
Messenger RNA from Trachemys scripta elegans, 2487 nucleotides. RefSeq names its product dihydrolipoamide dehydrogenase (gene DLD). Lineage: Eukaryota; Metazoa; Chordata; Testudines; Emydidae. The coding region runs from base 121 to 1647 and encodes 508 amino acids. Gene Ontology annotation, cellular component: mitochondrion; oxoglutarate dehydrogenase complex. Gene Ontology annotation, molecular function: flavin adenine dinucleotide binding; dihydrolipoyl dehydrogenase (NADH) activity. The transcript has 14 exons. The record is from RefSeq and is a predicted model, not a curated record.